GCCAGGGGCUCGCGCUUCACUCUGCCCCCAUGUACUCCAAACCUGCGCAGUGAAGUGUGUCUAGACUCCAGCCAAUCCAACCACCAGAGCUAGAAGUGGAGCUGGUGCAGGCUCCCAACUCUGGCUUCCAAACUCCAGCCCUUUACAGGGCGGGGUGGGGUCCACCACUGCGCGUGAUGCUGAAUGCCGGCCCUCUCCCCUCCUCCGGGAGGAGCUUCCUCCUCACCGCCAGACUUAAGCUAGAUUCCUGCCUCCACCAUCAGGCCAACCAACUUCCUUUGCAGCCCACCAGUUCCGGAAGCUGAGGCUUACUGUAACGUUGGCAAGGUGCAGAACCGAAGAGAGAUCACACUGUUUUGUUCACGCUCUGUGAUUGAGCCGAGGGAACAUGGCGGCUUCAUGUGUCCUCCUGCACACUGGGCAGAAAAUGCCCCUGAUUGGACUGGGCACCUGGAAGAGCGAUCCUGGCCAGGUAAAGGCUGCUGUUAAGUACGCCCUGAGUGUAGGCUACCGCCACAUUGACUGUGCUGCUAUUUAUGGCAAUGAGACGGAGAUUGGGGAGGCCUUGAAGGAGAAUGUGGGACCUGGCAAGGUGGUGCCUCGAGAGGAGGUGUUUGUGACUUCCAAGCUGUGGAACACUAAACACCACCCUGAGGAUGUGGAGCCUGCCCUCCGGAAGACACUGGCUGACCUCCAGCUGGAGUAUUUGGACCUGUACCUAAUGCACUGGCCUUAUGCCUUUGAGCGAGGAGACAACCCUUUCCCUAAGAAUGUUGAUGGGACUAUCCGCUAUGAUUCUACCCACUACAAGGAGACCUGGAAGGCUCUGGAGGCACUGGUGGAUAAGGGGCUGGUACGGGCACUGGGCCUGUCCAACUUCAGCAGUCGGCAGAUUGAUGACGUGCUCAGUGUGGCGUCUGUGCGCCCAGCUGUCUUGCAGGUGGAAUGCCACCCAUACCUGGCUCAGAAGGAGCUGAUUGCCCACUGCCAAGCACGUGGCCUGGAGGUGACUGCUUAUAGUCCUCUGGGCUCCUCUGAUCGUGCUUGGCGUGAUCCUAAUGAGCCUGUCCUACUGGAGGAGCCAGUGGUCUUGGCACUGGCUGAAAAGUAUGGCCGGUCUCCGGCUCAGAUCCUGCUCAGGUGGCAGGUCCAGCGGAAAGUGAUCUCCAUCCCCAAGAGUAUCACACCUUCACGUAUCCUUCAGAACAUCCAGGUGUUUGACUUCACCUUUAGCCCAGAAGAGAUGAAGCAGUUAGACACCCUGAAUAAAAAUUGGCGAUAUAUUGUGCCCAUGAUCACUGUGGAUGGGAAGAGGGUCCCGAGAGAUGCAGGGCACCCUCUGUAUCCUUUUAAUGAUCCAUACUGAGACCACCACUCUGUGGUUUCCUUUCCAGCUCUCCAGCUACAAGGUCCUGCCACCCCCAGAAAGAAGGAGUUAAUAAAACCACUGGAACAUCCAUA
Messenger RNA from Neofelis nebulosa (Clouded leopard), 1461 nucleotides. RefSeq names its product aldo-keto reductase family 1 member A1 (gene AKR1A1). Gene Ontology annotation, biological process: aldehyde catabolic process. Gene Ontology annotation, cellular component: cytosol. NCBI's taxonomy places the organism in Eukaryota, Metazoa, Chordata, Mammalia, Carnivora, Felidae. Bases 389 to 1366 code for a protein of 325 amino acids. Gene Ontology annotation, molecular function: aldose reductase (NADPH) activity. The record is from RefSeq and is a predicted model, not a curated record. The transcript has 9 exons.